AGUCAGCCCGGAAUUCUCCAAAUUGGAAAACCAUUGGCACAUUUCAGGAGCACCAUGAAGGACGGUAUUGCCAACAACAGCACGGCCAGCAUCUCCCAAGCCAGGAAAGCUGUGGAGCAGCUAAAGAUGGAGGCCUGCAUGGAUAGGAUAAAGGUCUCCAAAGCGGCUGCAGACCUGAUGGCGUACUGCGACGCCCACAUACGCGAGGACCCUCUCAUCAUGCCCGUCCCCGCCUCCGAGAACCCUUUCCGGGAGAAGAAGUUCUUCUGCACCAUCCUCUGAUGACCUGCUGGUCGAGCUGUAUGGGUGCAGGCAUGGCGUUGCCUGUCUUCUCUGUCUUCACCACACCUGAAGCUACUGACCAUAUGCGUUGAGUUUUGCCAGGUGGACACUCUGUUGUUGGUCAGCUCUGUCUUGGUGGCUGAAGGUUUUGGGGGAGUCAACUACCAAACUGGCAACCCAAUGAGCGUAUCAUGUCUUGUUAAAUAGGUUUGUUAUUGCUUUGUUAUUAGAGAACAGCCUUGCUCAGUGCUUAAUGAGAUGAGAGAUGUUUUUUUUAUUUAUUAUUGUGCUAGAUCUUAACAUGCCUGAGGAAACAGAAAUUUGCCCAGUGUCGACGACGUUUCUAAAUAUUUAUAUCCCUUCCCUUUACCUGAAUAAAUAAAGCAUUCACACUUGUAUUAUCUUGAACAUAACUUGAGUUAGUCUGUAUUGCUUUCAGUGCACAGGUUUGACUAUUUGUAGCGAAAUAUUAUU
Messenger RNA from Cyclopterus lumpus (lumpfish), 756 nucleotides. Its product is annotated as guanine nucleotide-binding protein G(I)/G(S)/G(O) subunit gamma-4. Gene Ontology annotation, cellular component: heterotrimeric G-protein complex. The record is from RefSeq and is a predicted model, not a curated record. Gene Ontology annotation, biological process: G protein-coupled receptor signaling pathway. NCBI's taxonomy places the organism in Eukaryota, Metazoa, Chordata, Actinopteri, Perciformes, Cyclopteridae. The transcript is spliced from 3 exons. Gene Ontology annotation, molecular function: G-protein beta-subunit binding. Bases 55 to 282 code for a protein of 75 amino acids.